UCUUUGGGUCCGAAUAAUGCUCAGGUCCUUGAAAAUGAAGAUUCCAAAAUAAAAGUUACAUUCUAAGAUACCAUCUUUAAUAUCGUUUCUGUUAUAAGCGCUCUAACUCAAACGAAGUAUUUUACUAGGACGCCCAAAGCACGUGGUGCACGCAAAACAGCCACAAGCUGUUCUGGGGAGUUUAUCGUUAUAUUCCUGGAGACUGUGUUACCUCUUCCGUUUUACGGCUUAUGUUUUUUCUGCACAUGGCAAAGCGCGAGUCUGUCUGGUCGCUUCGCAAUUGUUCCGUUCGCGUCGUUAAAGAAGAUGUUUUACGCAUUUCUCUGUUUCUUCUUAUGGCUGUUCAGCGGUGUGUCUGGUGAUGAAACAGAUGAAACGGAGACUAUAUCAGUGAUGGAGGGGGAUUCUGUUACUCUACGCACUAAUGUUACUGAAAUACACAAAGAUGAUCAUAUAAUCUGGACAUUUAGGCUUAAAAAUUCGGAGAAUCGUUUAGCUGUCAUUUUUAAUCAGAUACUCUCUAUAUAUGUUGAUAAAGAGAAUAAUGAGAGAUUCAGAGGCAGACUACAGCUAGAUGAACAGACGGGAUCUCUGACCAUCACAAACAUCAACAGAUUACACUCUGGACUUUAUAAACUACAGGUCAUGAAUGGAGAGGUCAAACACAAGAGCUUCAAUCUAGCCGUUUAUGCUCUUCUGACUGUUCCUGAGAUCAGCGAUUCUCCUCAAAACCCUUCGGUAUCAGAAAAACCUUCAAGUCAGAAUUGUUCGCUGCUGUGUUCGGCGGUGAACGUGAGUCAUGUGACUCUCUCCUGGUACAAAGGAAACAGUUUAUUGUCCAGCAUCAGUGUGUCUGAUCUCAGCAUCAGUCUCUCUCUACCUCUGGAGAUUGAGUGUCUGGAUGAUUCAUACAGCUGUGUUGUUGCUUAUUCAUUCAUCAAACAGACUAAACACCUCAACGUCACUCAGCUCUGUCGGCCAUGUUCAGAUGGUUCACGUGUGCCCUUUAAAGCUGUAAUAGCUGUAUUUCUGCUGCUGCUGCUAGUGAUCUCAGCUUCAGCCGUGUGGAUAUUCUGUCGCCGCAGGAGCCACAGAGCAGCAGUACAAGAAACUGGAACUACUGCGGAAGAGGUGGAGUACACUGAUGCGAUAUUAACUACCAACAGAGGUCAAGAUUUGGAGACUACUGGAAAGAACCAGACAGAGUAUUCAGAGGUUGCGUUCAGAUGAUGAUCAUUCAGACUGUAUUAUUAUACGUCUUAUUACAGGGCAGAAUGUCAGUAGGCUAUUUGGCAAAGCAUCAAGUCUCAUAGUUGAACGAUGCUAAGGGCUCGAUGAUGGAGGUGGGCCCCCGAGGAGGAAACGUGGCUUCUACUCAGGGGGGCCACCGGAGCGCGUUUGGACCGCAAUCGUGUUUUCUACAGGGGUAGAACACGAUUCUGAGGGGUAGCCUGAGUGGACAGGGGGUCCAGAAACCAUAGCAGUGCCCCUGAAUAAUAAAAACAAACAUAAAAGUGAAGUAGCAGCCCCUCAGAGACCACUUGCGCACACAAAACACAAAUAAAGCCCAGGCCUGGUCCUCUCUCCUGGCCUUCAACUGUUGUUGCUCUGACUUGAGGCGCAGGUGUUGUUUAUUACCAUUUAACUCCAACUCUAAUAGAUCACAAAUUGUCCCUGAAGCCUUUGAAGUUUUUUUUAUAUUGGUUUCCUUGUGUACAGUUUGAGCAAUAAUGUGAACAUGAGUUCCAAUAAAGGCUCCAACAACUUUAAGAAAGCCCACAGUACUCAUAAAAACUACUAAUCUAAUCUAGUAGACGAAUCUAAUUUGUAGUUCUGAUGCGUUCUGAAUUAAGUUUGUCUUUACUAGGAUAUUCUUUUUAAUUCUGAGAACAUUUUGUCAUCUUAACACCAAGAAUUUUCAUGACUAUGUGCCAGAAGUAUUCACAACAGACAAGUGAUGUGCCAUUAAUUUCUGGUCUCUUGUCUGCAUCUGCGCAGGUUCAUACCUUACAAUGUGUAAAUGUGUCUAGACUUGGUUUUAGGUUGUUUAUAUAUCCAUAUGAUUGCUAGACUAGAAUGUCUUAAUAAAGUCAUCAUAACCAGAACAAAAAUAGACCAAAACAAGUAAGGAGGGUCAGAAAAAGGUCAUUCCAGGAUCUAGCUUGGACACCCUUGCCUCUGCUGACUAUCUGUGAGUUUUACAUGUAGUAAGAUCAGGUCUGCCUAUGCUGGUAGAUAGUACAAUUCUCCUUAUAUUCUCCUUCUCACAAAACGGUUUAGAAAGUAGCAUCUGUUAUCAGUUUGUUUUUUUAGGCUCCUAAUCAAGUUAUUGGAAGAAAACAUAAUUUCUUGUAUCUGUUCUUCGUUUCACACACAUCUUAAAGAAUAUGUCGAAAUCUACUGUUUUCAGUUGUGUGUUUGUCACAAAUUGUAUGUGAUUUCAUUUUAGUUUUUACUUUUACUGAAUUCAGAUUUUACAGAAUUCAUAUAAAAAAACAAGGCUCAACUUUUUUACAAGUUUGGCUUGUUUAGUGAUAAAUGUGAUUAUUUCCUUAAGAUUAAUCUGCAUUAAACAAUGUUUGCUUUUCUGAAGAAACAAACAUUAUAAGCAAAAAUAAUUUACGAUAAACCUAAACUUAGCAUUGAACAUCUUUUUUUUUUAAGAAUAUUGAUCACUCCUGUAUACUGUACAGACAUACAGUACAUUUAUGCCAGCAUUAUUAUCCAUUUUGAUGCCAGAUAUUCCACUGAAUGGCAGAAAACAGAACAUACUGAA
Molecule: messenger RNA, 2776 nt
Organism: Puntigrus tetrazona (Sumatra barb)
Lineage: Eukaryota; Metazoa; Chordata; Actinopteri; Cypriniformes; Cyprinidae
Exons: 6
Coding region: 307-1230 (307 amino acids)
Source: RefSeq, a predicted model, not a curated record